GAAGGAGAUAAAAGUUCCGUUUAUUUUAGUGAACAGCUAUUUUGAACUAGUUCGUUUCCGGAACGACGCAGCUCUAGCCAACUUUUCCCGCUUAAACAUGAACAGUGAUAAAAUAAAAAAGAUGAGAAUUCCCAAGGAGGUUCAUCAGAUAGAAAAUUCCAAAAAAGAUCAUGGCAUUAGCUGCAAAAUUUUGAGCGAUAACAAUAUUGAGGCCUUGGUGCCUGGUCCAAAAGCUUCGCCUUAUGAAGAGGGCAUUUUCAAGAUCUCUAUAUCAUUCGGUGAGCAGUACCCAUUUCGACCACCAACUUUUAAAUUUAUUACACCUGUCUACCACCCAAACAUUGAUAGUUCUGGUAAGAUUUGCCUGGAUUUAUUGCGAAUGCCUCCUAACGGUUCUUAUAACCCUGCGAUUACAUUGGAAUCAAUUCUGUUAUCUAUUCAGUUAUUACUGGCAAAUCCGAACCCCGAUGAUCCAUUACAAGGUGAUGCUGCAGAUUUGUACAAAAAUAAUAGGAAGCUGUUCAACGAAGAAGCAAAGAAGUUUGUUGCAAAGAACUGCAAAUUUACAGUGGAGGAUGAUAAUUUUGAAACUGAAAUCGAAAUUGAUAAAAAGCGACUUAAACUAAGUUGUGAAGCCACACAAAAAUAAAUAUUUUCAAUUAAAUAAAACUGAUAAAUUAAUUA
This is a messenger RNA of Musca domestica (house fly), 684 nucleotides long. RefSeq lists its product as uncharacterized. Bases 98 to 649 code for a protein of 183 amino acids. NCBI's taxonomy places the organism in Eukaryota, Metazoa, Arthropoda, Insecta, Diptera, Muscidae. The transcript has 3 exons. The record is from RefSeq and is a predicted model, not a curated record.